This is a messenger RNA of Drosophila kikkawai, 1665 nucleotides long. RefSeq names its product very long chain fatty acid elongase AAEL008004. The record is from RefSeq and is a predicted model, not a curated record. Gene Ontology annotation, molecular function: fatty acid elongase activity. Gene Ontology annotation, cellular component: endoplasmic reticulum membrane. Lineage: Eukaryota; Metazoa; Arthropoda; Insecta; Diptera; Drosophilidae. Gene Ontology annotation, biological process: sphingolipid biosynthetic process; fatty acid elongation, polyunsaturated fatty acid; fatty acid elongation, saturated fatty acid.
AUCGCUUAGUCUGCUGUCGGAGCGCCAACUGCCAAGUAAUCGCUGGGUACUCGUGGAGCUGGCCGAGAUCUGCCUUCUGCCGCCUCGUGUUCUGUGUUCUGGCCGCCAACGCCGCGUAUACGUGAUAUUACCUCGAAGGAUAACAGAAUCCCAACGCCGUUUAGUGUUCGUUCUUUGCUGGAUUCUCGUGUGCAUUUGUGCCGUGUGCCGUGUCGUGCCGCAAAUAAGCCACAGACAGAUCCAUCCGUUCAAUAUUUCGUCCCGAGAAAUUAUUCAAUAAAUUCAACAGAAAGUUGGCAAGAUGUCGUCGGUCAGGCUAAACGAGACGACAACCAUUGUUGACCGGAUGGUCAACUUCUUUGUGGAGCACGAGGAUCUGCGCACCAAGAGCUGGUUCCUUUCGAAUGCCCCCGGACCGCUUUUCAUGAUCCUCGCCGCCUACCUGUACUUCUGCCUGUACGCCGGACCCCGCUACAUGCGUGACCGCAAGCCCUUCGAGCUGAAGAACACGCUGCUGGUCUACAACGCGGUUCAGGUGCUCCUCAGCUGGGUGCUCUUCUACGAGGGCUACAAGGGCGGCUGGGGCGGACACUACAGCUUCCGCUGUCAGCCGGUUCCGUAUGAGUCAGAUCCGAUUUCCAUGCGGAUGGCCCGCGCCGUGUGGCUGUACUACAUUGCCAAGAUCACAGAGCUGCUGGACACUGUGUUCUUUGUGCUGCGCAAGAAGCAGCGCCAGAUCUCGUUCCUUCAUCUGUACCACCACUCGCUCAUGCCCGUGUGCGCCUUCAUCGGGGUGAAGUACUUCGCCGGCGGCCAUGGCACGCUGCUGGGCUUCAUCAACUCGUUCAUCCACAUCAUCAUGUACGCCUACUACCUGCUCUCCGCAAUGGGACCCAAGGUGCAGAAGUAUCUGUGGUGGAAGAAGUACAUCACCAUCCUGCAGAUUGUCCAAUUCCUGAUCAUCUUCGUGCACACGCUGCAGAUUCAGUUCCAGCCCAACUGCAACUUCCCCAAGUCCAUUGCCGCCCUGCUGACCUUCAACGCCGGCCUGUUCACCUACAUGUUCAGCGCCUUCUACGUGGCCAACUACAAGAAGGAGGCGGCUGCCCAGGCCAAGUUGGCGGCGAAAAAGGAGUAGGGAGCGACGUUAGUUGGAGCUCCCCUAAUCUGUACACACUUACACUUACAUUUAUGGUCCUGUCCCUUCCCUCCCUGCUCCCUCGCCCAUCCCGCUUCCAAUACCCCGCACCCAUUCCCGUUCCAAUCCCUAGGUAUAUAGAUGAAUAUUAUACAGCCUGUAGUUCCGUAAGCUUGUUUCGUAGUAUUUCGUUAGCUUGAGGAUAGCGGCCCCUUUUGUACUUGUUUGGAUCAGUCGCCAUUGCAGGGUGCAAGAGAUCGUUGCACUUUCUGUAUUGGGAUAGUGUAAUAGUACCAAAUAUUAUAGUUUAGUGAUUGGAUUUUAUCCUACGGACUUGGCAUGCAAUGAAAGUCAAUGGCAAAGGCCGCCAGCAGGGCAGGCAAAUGGCAUGGGUUACUCCGAACAGUAGUGACCUGUGAACUUUUGCCUGCCAACGGCACCUGUUUUGCCAAUGCCCCCACUUUAUGAUGCAAUGUAAUCUUGUAUAUUUUAUUUGCGAACAAUAAACAAACGAUUCAUUAGGUAAA